Molecule: messenger RNA, 4616 nt
Organism: Apodemus sylvaticus (European woodmouse)
Lineage: Eukaryota; Metazoa; Chordata; Mammalia; Rodentia; Muridae
Gene: Cdh1
Product: cadherin 1
Exons: 18
Coding region: 254-3001 (915 amino acids)
Biological process (GO): multicellular organism development; cell-cell junction assembly; cell morphogenesis
Cellular component (GO): adherens junction; plasma membrane; catenin complex
Molecular function (GO): cadherin binding; calcium ion binding
Source: RefSeq, a predicted model, not a curated record
AGACUUCUCUUGUUUGCCCUCAGAACAAGAUGUAGAAGAACUCUCAGCUCCUCCUGCACCAUGCCUGCCCGGAUACAACCAUGCUUCCUGCCUUGAUGAUAAUGGACUGAACCAAACCUCUGAACUUGUAAGCUGGAGUUGUCUGGGAAAAGGAACCUGAAUGGAGAAAAUGGCUCUAUCAGAUUGCCUGUAAUCCAAGACCAGCCUUUGCUCUGUUCCUGCCUUCAAGUUCCUGCCAUUGAGUCAGCCCUUGAUGAGGAAACCUCCAGGCCUAACCCGGCCCUGCCCGACCGCACCCGAGCUCAGGGUUUGCUCGGCGUCCGCCCGGCCAGCCAUGGGAGCCCGGUGCCGCAACUUCUCCGUGCUCCUGCUCCUGCUGCAGGUCUCCUCACGGCUUUGCCAGAAGUUGGAGCCGGAGCCGGAGCCUGAGCCCUGCAGUCCCGGCUUCAGUUCCGAGGUCUACACUUUCGUAGUGCCGGAGACGCACCUGGAGAAAGGCCACGUCCUGGGCAGAGUGAGAUUUGAAGGAUGCACCGGUCGGCCAAGGACAGCCUUCGCUUCCGAAGACACCCGAUUCAAAGUGGCGACAGACGGUGUCAUCACAGUCAAGCGGCAUCUAAGGCUUCAUAAACUGGAUACCAGUUUUCUUGUCCAUGCCUGGGACUCCAGUCACAGGAAGCUUUCUACCAAAGUGAUGCUGAAACCCAUGGGGCACCACCACCACCGGCACCACCACCGCGACCCCGUCUCCGAAUCCAAGCCAGAACUGAUGACAUUUCCCAGCCUUUCCCAGGGUCUCAGAAGACAGAAGCGAGACUGGGUCAUUCCUCCCAUCAGCUGCCCCGAAAAUGAGAAGGGCGAUUUCCCGAAGAAUCUGGUUCAGAUCAAAUCCAACAGAGACAAAGAAACAAAGGUUUUCUACAGCAUCACCGGCCAAGGAGCUGACAAACCCCCCGUUGGUGUUUUCAUCAUUGAGAGGGAGACAGGCUGGCUCAAAGUGACACAGCCUCUGGACAGAGAAGCCAUUGCCAAGUACAUCCUCUUUUCACAUGCUGUGUCAUCAAAUGGGGAAGCAGUGGAGGAUCCUAUGGAGAUCGUGAUCACUGUGACAGAUCAGAACGACAACAGGCCAGAGUUUAUCAAGGAGGUCUUUGAGGGAUUCGUUGCAGAAGGUGCUCUUCCAGGAACCUCCGUGAUGCAGGUCUCAGCCACCGACGCGGAUGAUGAUGUCAACACCUACAACGCUGCCAUCGCCUACACCAUCCUCAGCCAAGAUCCUGAGCUGCCUCACAAAAACAUGUUCACUGUCAACAGGGACACCGGGGUCAUCAGCGUGGUCACUUCCGGCCUGGACCGAGAGAGUUACCCGACAUACACUCUGGUGGUUCAGGCUGCUGACCUUCAAGGAGACGGCUUGAGCACAACAGCAAAAGCCGUGAUCACCGUCCUGGAUGUUAAUGACAACGCUCCCGUCUUCAACCCAAUCACGUACCAGGGUCAAGUACUUGAGAAUGAGGUCAACGCCCACAUCGUCACGCUCAAAGUGACUGAUGAUGAUGUCCCCCACACUCCAGCAUGGAACGCCGUGUAUACCGUUGUCAACGAUCCUGAGCAGCAGUUCAUUGUCAUCACAGACCCCAACACCAAUGAUGGCAUUCUGAAGACAGCCAAGGGCUUGGAUUUUGAGGCCAAGCAGCAGUACAUUCUGCAUGUGACAGUGGAGAAUAAGGAACCCUUUGAGGGGUCUCUUGUCAUUUCCACAGCCACUGUCACGGUGGAUGUGAUAGACGUGAAUGAAGCUCCCAUUUUUGUGCCUGCGGAGAAGAGAGUCGAAGUGCCUGAAGACUUAGGCGUGGGUCUGGAAAUCACAGCUUAUACCGCUCGAGAACCGGACACAUUCAUGGAACAGAAGAUCACGUAUCGGAUCUGGAGGGACACUGCCAACUGGCUGGAGAUUAACCCAGAGACUGGUGCCAUUUUCACCCGGGCUGAGAUGGACAGGGAAGACAUGGAGCAUGUGAAGAACAGCACAUAUACAGCUCUCAUCAUCGCCACAGAUGACGGCUCACCCAUUGCCACCGGCACGGGGACGCUUCUCCUGGUCCUGUUAGACGUCAACGACAACGCCCCCAUCCCAGAGCCUCGGAACAUGCAGUUCUGCCAGAGGAACCCACAGCCCCAUAUCAUCACCAUCGUGGAUCCAGACCUUCCCCCCAACACCUCCCCCUUCACCGCUGAGCUAACCCACGGGGCCAGCGUCAACUGGACCAUCGAGUAUAAUGACGCAGCCCAAGAAUCUCUCAUUUUGCAACCGAGAAAGGACUUGGAGAUUGGUGAAUACAAAAUCAGUCUUAAGCUCAUGGAUAACCAGAACAAAGACCAGGUGACCACGUUGGACGUCCACGUGUGUGACUGCGAAGGGACUGUCAACAACUGCAUGAAGGCGGGUUCCGUGGAAGCGGGAUUGCAAGUUCCUGCCAUCCUCGGAAUCCUUGGAGGGAUCCUGGCCCUGCUGAUUCUGAUCCUGCUGCUCCUGCUGUUUCUACGGAGGAGAACGGUGGUCAAAGAGCCCCUGCUGCCACCGGAUGAUGAUACCCGGGACAAUGUGUAUUACUAUGAUGAGGAAGGAGGUGGAGAAGAAGACCAGGACUUUGAUUUGAGCCAGCUGCACAGGGGCCUGGAUGCCCGUCCCGAAGUGACUCGAAAUGAUGUGGCUCCCACCCUCAUGAGCGUGCCCCAGUAUCGUCCCCGUCCGGCCAAUCCUGAUGAGAUCGGGAACUUCAUCGAUGAAAACCUGAAGGCAGCCGACAGUGACCCCACGGCGCCCCCUUAUGACUCUCUGUUGGUGUUCGACUACGAGGGUAGUGGUUCCGAAGCUGCUAGCCUGAGCUCGCUGAACUCCUCCGAGUCGGAUCAGGACCAGGACUACGAUUAUCUGAAUGAGUGGGGCAACCGAUUCAAGAAGCUGGCGGACAUGUAUGGUGGUGGCGAGGACGACUAGGGGGACCAGCAAGUCGCCCCGUGUGGCACCGUGGGAGAUGCAGACUAGUGAUGUCGGUGUGUCAGUGGUCUUUCAGCUCCUUCCCUGAGUUUGUAGAAAAGAGACUGAUCUGAGAAGUGUGCAGAUUGCAUAGUGGUCCCGCUCUCCUACCAGUCUGUCUGUGUUAGGACGGUUUUCACUGAUUGUUGAAAAUUGUUUUUUUAACAGUGCUGGGAUAUGAGCUGCGCCUUUUUUUUCCCUUUUCCCUUUUUUUUUCUUUAAGCUAUGUUCUGCUCUAGACACACAGCCCCAAGUCCUUUACCCCUUACUAAUUUUUUUCCAUUGUGUACUUUCCCUCAUUACCAUGUUUGCGUGCGUUCUAUAUUCUAAUCGCCAUAGUGUUCUGUCAUUUAUCCAGAGAACUCACUUGCAGUGGCAUUACUUGUUCCUGUGUGUCUGGGGCAGAACAGAAUAAGGGACUGCUACGCAUGCUAAACACUCUCAGAUAUGUUGCUUUGAUUUUUCUACCCAGUGCUGUGAUUUGGAACCCGCAGGGAGGUUUCCGGGCACCGCUUGGUUUCUUGUGUUUCUUUCAAACCAACACUAAAGAAUAGUGUUCUCUGAGAGAGACUAGAGUGCCACCACCAAAGAUGGGGACAAGAGCAUGCCAGUGAACCUGGCCAGUUGGCACACUGAUGGUGAGGGUGCACAGAUGGCUAGGCCUCUUUUCCCCACAAAAUUUCUGGAAAAUAGGGGUAUCUCAAUCAGUGUUUCCCAGCUGGAAUUUUUGACCAUGUAUUCCUAAAGCCCAGUAGGCACCUCCUACUGUACCCUCCUGUGCCUACUUUUCAUGAUAGUUACAGGAAGUGCUGGUUGAUUUAGACCCACGUUGCUCAGUUCUAAGUAUAGAAAACUGAGAAUAUGCUGGAUGUGGUCCACACAUUUUUAAUCCCAGCAGGCAGAGGCAGUUGGAUCUCCCUGAGUUCAAGGCCAGCAUGGACUAGUAAGCGAAUUCUAGGACAGCCAGGGCUACACAGAGAAACUCUGUCUCUGAAAACCAAACAAGAAAACUGACCAUAUUACAAAUUGUGCAUUUUCUCAGGAAGCAGGAAGGAAACAUUGUUCUAAUGGGAAAAAGGAGGCCUGAGCCUUGAGACUUUUUUUUUCUUUCAUUCAAAAUGCUAAUCUCACCAGGUGGUGGUGGUGCAUGCCUGUAAUCCCAGCACUCUGGGAGGCAGAGGCAGGCGGAUUUCUGAGUUCAAGGCCAGCCUGGUCUACCGAGUGAGUUCCAGGACAGCCAGGGCUACACAGAGAAACCCUGCCUCAAAAAAACCAAAAAUCCAAAAUGCAAAUCUCAGCUUUUUCAUAACCACUGGAGAGAAUUUCAUUCAAAGUGCUGUAUACUUACCUAAUUUUUGGAAGAAAACAAUGACCACAAUCAACUGUGAGAACUGUUGAUUUCUCUGUAGUUUAAUCGUGUAAUGUUGAUAGAGUGUCCUUUGUAUGUAAUUUGAGUGUAUGUGUGUGGGUGCUGAUAAUUUUGUAUUUUGUGGGGGUUGGAAAAGGUAAACAAUUGAAACUGUUCUCUUUAAGAUGCAUUUUUAUGAAUUUUAUUAAAGAGUUUUGUUAAACUGUU